Lutzomyia longipalpis is the source of this 4040-nucleotide messenger RNA. Its product is annotated as collagen alpha-5(IV) chain-like. The record is from RefSeq and is a predicted model, not a curated record. NCBI's taxonomy places the organism in Eukaryota, Metazoa, Arthropoda, Insecta, Diptera, Psychodidae. The transcript has 7 exons. Bases 510 to 3536 code for a protein of 1008 amino acids.
UCCCACUGCAAAUUUAAUGCCAGUUGCUUAAGGACUGUGGUACUCACAUCAUCGUUCCGUGGAUUUCAUCUUCCCGCCUUCUGGAUCAUCUCCACAUAGGCCCCCAGUCUCUUUUUUUAUAAUCUCUCAAUGGGCAUUGUGUUUGCCUUCCGCAUUUUGUGAUAUUUUCUCGUGUGAUUCCUUACCCUUAUUUUUUUUCAAAUUACUCCAUAUUCGCGCCAAAGGAUAUCCCUCGCGAAGAUCAAUUUCUAUAUAUAUAAAAAAAUAAGACGAAAAAGAGAAAAGGAUUCAUUUAGUGAUACAUUGAGAUUAGUAUUUUGUGAAAGUUUGUUUGUGAUUGUGCCAAAAAAAUUAUAAUUCUACAAAAAAAUCUUUGCGUGAAGAAACUCCCGAAAAACAAAGAAAGGACAAUAUUUACUUUCAAAUAUGUUGCUGAAAAAAUUCAUUUAAACAGCAGAGAGGACAAUUUUUUCAGAGUAUUUCAAGAGCAACAAGAAAAUUGAAAAAAAAUGGACAAGUUUAGGACAUUGAGUACAAUCGUGACCCUCCUAUUUAUUGGCACAGUGUUGGCCAAAGAUAAGGAUAACAACGAGGUCAUCGUUUCAAUUGACAACAACGAGAAGACACAGUACCAUACGGCAAAUUUCGACACAAGUUCCUACAACUAUGGCUACGAAGUUGGACCCAAUGGGCAGUUCCAUCAUGAAAUUCGCGGGCCAGAUGGUGUUACAUACGGCUGCUAUGGGUACAUUGAUCCUGAAAGUCAUCUCCGGGCAACACACUACGUUGCCGAUGAGAAUGGAUACCGUGUGAUUGAGCCAGAAAAUCCCGUAGAGAUUUUCCCGCCAGGAAAUGGGAAAAAGGGCAUUACAGUUGAAUGGAAGAAUCUUUACCUUCCAAAAGGCUGUGGUAUGCAUGAAGGUGGUUUUGCCAUUGGAUCAGUACUGAAGAGACUAGACACCGGAGGAUUUCAAGUGGUACAACCAGGUGAGCCUCAUCCUGGUCACACAGUCGACCGUCCUGGGGUAAAGGGUUCAGCUAUCAAUCGACCACUUGUGCUUCUUGAGAAUGGCGAUAUAACCGUGGCUGGUCCAGGGUUUAAGGGUAUUGGGUAUGGUAGACCAGGUCGUCCUGGAACUCCUGGCACUCCUGGAACGCCUGGAACACCCGGAGGUCCCGGAUCUGAAGGUGGACUCAUCUACGGUGGUACAGGAGGUGCUGGUGGUACAGGAGGAUACGGAGGGGCAGCAGGAAGUGGUGGUACAGGCGGUACAGGAGGUACUGGCGGAUACGGUGGUGGAUAUGGAGCUGGAGGUUUCGGUGGUACUGGAGGAUCAGGCGGUACUGGUGGCUAUGGAGGAAGCGGUGGAACCGGAGGCACAGGCGGAACUGGUGGAUACGGUGGUGGCUCAGGAAAUUAUCCAUCAGGUUAUCCCGGACCACCAGGAACAGGAGGAACCGGCGGUACAGGCGGUAGUGGAGGUACUGGUGGUACACCUGGCAAACCAGGAAAACCAGGCCAUCCUGGACAUCCCGGAACACCCGGUGCUGGUGGCUACUGGCAAGAUGGCCAUUGGAUUGCCGACAAUUCAGGUCAAUAUCACCAUAUGGGAGGACCCAAUGGACCAAAUGGGCCUGGAUAUGUGCACGUAACAGGUCCAAUGGGUGGUUAUGGCGGCAAUGGAGGUAGCGGUGGAACAGGAGGUACCGGCGGAACCGGUGGCGUUGGUGGAAUAGGUCCAGGUGGACCUAAUGGACCUAAUGGUCCCAAUGGCCCUACUGGUCCAACUGGACCUGUUGGUCCUUCAGGACCACCUGGCCCACCUGGAACAGGAGGAAGCGGUGGUACUGGCGGAUCAGGGGGUAGUGGCGGUUACGGUUACGGAGGAGAAGAACCACUCACACCACAAGACACUUCACCAGAACCAACUGGCCCUGAGCCAAGCCCUGAGCACAUCAAUGGUCCUCAUGGAGGUGAUUUUAGUCAAGAGCAAGAUAAAGAGUGCUUCUAUCCAGGUCAUGGACAUGGGCAUGGAACACCCGGACGACCAGGAACACCAGGUACCCCAGGGACGCCAGGGAAGCCCGGAACACCCGGACAGGGUGCACAUUUCCCCGCACCACCACCACCACAUCCACCAAGGCCUGGAAAACCAGGUACUCCCGGAACUCCAGGAACACCCGGAAAGCCUGGAGCACCAGGGCAUCCAGCGCAUCCAGUUCAUCCGCCGCCACAUAAACCACAUCCCCCACCUAAACCAGCUCAUCCACCACACAAUGGAAGACCAGGAACACCAGGAACACCCGGUACACCAGGACUUCCUGGAACUCCGGGAGGAUUUGUCCAAAUGUAUCCUGGUCAGGAUGGAACACCAGGAACACCUGGAACUCCAGGUACACCAGGGCAGCCAGGAUUUGGUGGAUCAGGAGGUGGAUUCAUUCAAGGGUACCCUGGGCAAGAUGGUAAACCAGGAACUCCUGGUACACCGGGUACACCAGGGCAGCCAGGAUUUGGUGGAUCAGGAGGUGGAUUCAUUCAAGCGUACCCUGGGCAGGAUGGUAAACCAGGAACUCCUGGUACACCGGGUACUCCUGGACAGCCAGGAUUUGGUGGAUCAGGAGGUGGAUUUAUUCAAACGUAUCCCGGACAGGAUGGUUUGCCAGGAACCCCUGGAACACCAGGAACACCAGGACAACCAGGUUUUGCAGGAGCUGGAGGAGGAUUUGUUCAGGUUUACCCUGGACAAGAUGGGACACCAGGCACACCAGGAAAACCCGGAACACCAGGGACACCAGGAACACCCGGGCUGGCAGGAGGUGGCUUCAUUCAGGCAUAUCCACCACAAAAUGGUAGCCCGGGGACACCCGGAACACCUGGAACUCCUGGAACACCCGGAGGUCCUGGGGAAUUUGUUCAAUUUAUCCCUGGUUCGCCAGGUAGCCCAGGAACACCUGGAACUCCCGGAACACCCGGAACAGAUGGUUUACCAGGCUACUUCCAACAGGACUUCUAUGCUGAGGGUGCAAUGGGCGUUCAACCACCACGUCCAAUUCAAAAUCCAAAUCUCAAUGUUGCCGUUUCCCAAAUACCCAUCUUCAUUGUGCCAUUCCCUCUUGCUAUGGGCAGCAUUAAUGCUGGCGCCUGCCCGUGCUACUUCAUGAACGGCGCCAAUAGUACAAACAACCUCGGACAAUUGUUCGGUGGUGGUGGUGCCAAUUUACAGGGACAACAGCUCUAUGGUUAUGUGGGGCUUGUACCUCUUCUCUUCUUCCCAUCGUGCAACAACACCCAAAAUCCCGAGAAUAUUGGAAAUCUCUUCUCUCAAGCCUACACCGUACCCUACCAGUGCAACCAAUGCAGUCAGCAGCGUCAACGACGAUCCUUGGAGAUUGCCGAUGAUGUCACAACACUCGAUAGUUUCAAGCAAGUCCUGGAAUUGGCCAAUAUUGAUCCCCGAACGAGCACUAUUGUGGUGAAAUCGCCAAAAAGGCGAUCACUGCAGCGAUAUAGACACCCCGAAGAUUUGGACGUCUAAAUGACAUCCAUUUUGAUUUCUCUCCGUGAUCUCCACACGAUCAUGCAGAGAAACAAUUAAAAAAAAAAACAUUUUGCCAUCAUUGUAAUUCUCUCCCUUCUCUUGCACGUUUUUCUAUCGUAUAGGUAUGUACUAAACGGCUGCAGAAUUUAUUUCUUUCGAAGCAUUUUUUGUGGCAAAAUUUUCAUUUGAGAGAAAUCUAGAAAAUAUGCAGAGAUAUUUCUCAUACUUUUAGUUUAAAAUCUUUUUAAAAUAAAUGAUAAAUUAUUUGCUGAAUAUUAUAAUUCUUUUAUGUGGACAAAAAAUCCUUUCUUGGGUUAUUGAAAAAAAAAAAACAACAACAUAAAUCUUCAAAAAAUCCUGCAAUAGUUUCUCCAUUUCCACAUAAACUUCGCACGUAAUUUUUGCGAAUUGAUAGGAGUGAGAAAAAAAACAAUAAGCAAUGUAUCUUUUAGUAUUAAAAUUUUUAAAGCAAAAAUAGAAAUAAAAUUAUUUCAAUGAUCA